Venturia canescens is the source of this 1320-nucleotide messenger RNA. Its product is annotated as 23 kDa integral membrane protein-like. The record is from RefSeq and is a predicted model, not a curated record. NCBI's taxonomy places the organism in Eukaryota, Metazoa, Arthropoda, Insecta, Hymenoptera, Ichneumonidae. Bases 144 to 1040 code for a protein of 298 amino acids. The transcript is spliced from 6 exons. Gene Ontology annotation, cellular component: plasma membrane.
UCGUUGCACAUUUGUGUUGAAAACAUGUCUUUAUCAGAUCAAUGAACAGAGCCAAAGAUUAAGAAUAUUAAGCGCACUCCUUCUGUCAGUUCCCUCGCAAAUAUCGAAGGGCCAACGUGCCCACAAAUAAUCGCAGUCCAAUAAUGGCUGAUCCUCGAACCAAAGAAGUGCCAAUAGCCUGCCCUAAUUAUACGAUUAACAGUUUAUUAAUGAUAACAUCGACAAUUACGUUGUUGGUGAGCCUCACGUUAAAAUAUGAAUUUUCAAUGUUUGGAAACUAUCUCGAGUACUAUUCAGGCAAGCCAAUAUUGUUGCUUCUUCUUGUAUCAAUUGUGACGUUCCUCGAUGCAUUCCUCGGAUUCAUUUCGGUGCAGAAAAAAUCUCCUUGCGGUAUAAUUACGUUUGCCAUUUGCACAAUGUAUCUUUUCGUUUCGGUAUCAGCCCUCGUUGCUGUCACCGUUAUAUUCUCUUACGAAGCUGAGGAGAAGAUGUAUGCAGAUUUAAAGGAAGACAUGUUAGGAGAGGAGACUGCCAAUGGAGACGUUAUUGACGCGAUUCAGUUGCACUUAAACUGCUGCGGUUACAAAGGCUUGGACGACUGGUCAAACGAUUCCACCAGUUUGCCUCGAAGCUGCUGCUCUUCCAGCGACAUCUGUGACGCGAAGGACUCACCGGAUGUCCAUACAAUUGGUUGUCGCGAUGCAAUUGGUCACUUUCUCAUUUACCGCAAGUGGUUUGUCGUCGGUGUUCUUGGGGUUCUCGGCAUAAUCGAGAUCUAUUCAAUAAUCUUGUCGCUCAUGGUUUAUCAACGUUUGAUAAAGUCACGCGUGAUUCCACCUACUGUCACUAGUAUACCGAGAGUCGAUCCAGCACCGUCAGUCGGUAACGUCAAUGCCUACGUUCGACGUCCUACACAGUUACCGGUUGUUCUCAAUUACCGCAGCGCUCACGAAAACUUUCUCAAGCAACCAGCUCAAAAUCGCUACUGCGGGAGGCUGAUUCUACCGAGUGCACAAUUCAAAAUUCCUCACGCAAGAUAAUCGAGUGCGGAUUGCCGUGACUCGGAAAUCUGAUGAUAUAAAAGACUGGAAAAAACUUCGCACGCGCCGAACGAGGCGGAAGAUCGUUGAAUUAGGCUUGAAAUUUAUUUAUUUUAAUUAAUUGUACGUUUACAAAUGUUUGCAGUAUUCAUGCGAUUAUGUAAUAACUCAAUGAAAGAAAUAUUGUUAACGAAGAGGAACACGCUACGUGUGAAGGUAUGAACCGUUUUUGAUAUUACUACGUUGAAUAAAAUUGAUUUAUUCCCUUUGUAUGAUCAAA